AUGAUUGCUCAGAUUAAUGCCAUGUAUCAGGGAUCGAAAACAUUGUUCAUCUUUCUUGUUGCAGCCUUACUAGCUUCUACAAUCGCCUCCAGAGUUAUGAUGGUCAUUGCGAAUCUGGGUGUUUCAUCGCAGAAGGCUGUCCUUUCCGGCUUCCAUACCUGCAUUACCAACAUCGACACGGACACGAUGAAUCUGAUUUACGAGAGUGUGAUAUCCACUGUUGUGCGGGAGAUCCUCGUCUUGUUUCUUGCAGUCUGGAUUGUUAUAAAGCACUUCCGUGAACUACGACAAUCGCCGACAGGAUCGACCAUUGGGGACUGUUUCACGAUAUUAAUAGAGAGCCACACGUUCUACUUUCUAGCGUGA
Molecule: messenger RNA, 366 nt
Organism: Suillus plorans
Lineage: Eukaryota; Fungi; Basidiomycota; Agaricomycetes; Boletales; Suillaceae
Exons: 2
Coding region: 1-366 (121 amino acids)
Source: RefSeq, a predicted model, not a curated record